Molecule: messenger RNA, 2882 nt
Organism: Gracilinanus agilis (Agile Gracile Mouse Opossum)
Lineage: Eukaryota; Metazoa; Chordata; Mammalia; Didelphimorphia; Didelphidae
Gene: HIP1R
Product: huntingtin interacting protein 1 related
Exons: 20
Coding region: 1-2064 (687 amino acids)
Biological process (GO): actin filament organization; endocytosis; clathrin coat assembly
Cellular component (GO): clathrin-coated vesicle; actin cortical patch
Molecular function (GO): clathrin-cargo adaptor activity; phosphatidylinositol-3,5-bisphosphate binding; clathrin light chain binding
Source: RefSeq, a predicted model, not a curated record
AUGAACACGAUCAAGAACGUGCCGGCGCGGGUCCUGAGCCGCAGGCCGGGCCACAGCUUGGAGGCGGAGCGGGAGCAGUUCGACAAGACACAGGCGAUCAGCAUAAGCAAAGCCAUCAACACCCAGGAAGCUCCAGUGAAGGAAAAGCAUGCUCGCCGUAUCAUUCUGGGCACCCACCACGAGAAGGGCGCCUUCACCUUUUGGUCCUAUGCUAUCGGCCUGCCCCUUCCCAGCAGCUCCAUCCUCAGCUGGAAGUUCUGCCAUGUUCUGCACAAGGUCCUUCGAGACGGACACCCCAAUGUCCUCCACGAUUGCCAAAGGUAUCGGAGCAACAUCCGGGAGAUCGGAGAUCUGUGGGGCCACCUCCAUGACCGCUAUGGACACCUGGUGACUAUUUAUACCAAACUUCUGCUGACUAAGAUCUCCUUCCAUCUCAAGCAUCCACAAUUCCCCCCAGGCCUGGAGGUGACCGAUGAGGUGCUGGAAAAGGCAGCUGGAACAGAUGUCAACAACAUCUUCCAGCUCACUGUGGAGAUGUUUGAUUAUAUGGACUGUGAGCUGAAACUCUCCGAAUCAGUGUUCCGACAGCUCAACACAGCCAUUGCCGUGUCUCAGAUGGCAUCGGGCCAGUGCCGCCUGGCCCCGCUCAUCCAAGUGAUCCAGGACUGCAGCCACCUCUACCAUUACACGGUCAAGCUCAUGUUCAAACUGCACUCCUGUCUGCCCGCCGACACACUACAGGGUCACAGGGAUCGUUUCCAUGAGCAGUUUCACAGCCUCAGAAACUUCUUCCGAAGGGCCUCAGACAUGCUUUACUUCAAACGCCUCAUCCAGAUUCCUCGGCUGCCAGAGGGGCCUCCCAACUUUCUGCGGGCCUCGGCUCUGGCCGAGCACAUCAAACCAGUGGUUGUGAUCCCCGAUGAAGCCCCUGAGGAUGAGGAACCAGAAAAUCUCAUUGAGAUCAGUUCUGGCCCCCCAGCUGGAGAACCCCCGGUGGUGGCUGACCUCUUCGAGCAGACAUUUGGACCACCCAAUGGCACAGUGAAGGAUGAUAGGGACCUCCAGAUUGAAAACCUUAAGAGGGAGGUCGAGAUGCUCCGGGCUGAACUUGACAAGAUCAAGCUGGAGGCCCAGAGGUACAUCACGCAGCUGAAGGGCCAGGUGAACGGGCUGGAGGCCGAGCUGGAGGAGCAGCGGAAGCAGAAGCAGAAGGCUCUGGUGGACAACGAGCAGCUGAGGGACGAGCUGGAGCAACUGAGGAAGGCCCGAGUGGAGCAGGAGAAGGCCCAGGGCCUCUACCAGGAGGCUGAGAAGAAGGCCAGCGCCACGGAGGCCCGCUACAACAAGCUGAAGGAGAAACACAGUGAGCUUAUCAACACCCACGCUGAGCUCCUCAGAAAGAACGCAGAUACGGCCAAGCAGCUGACCGUGACCCAGCAGAGCCAGGAGGAGGUGGCCCGGGUGAAGGAACAGCUGGCCUUCCAGAUGGAGCAGGUGAAGCGUGAGUCGGAGAUGAAGCUCGAGGACCAGAGUUACCAGCUGGAGAAACUGAAGAGAGAGCUGGAGGCCAAAGCAGGAGAGCUGGUCCGAGUUCAGGAGACGCUGAGCCACAAGGAGCAGAGUGGUUCCGAGCUGAGCUCCAAGCUGGAUGCCCUGCACUUGGAAAAGGAGUCUCUGAGCAGCACCAUGAGGCAGCGGGAAGCCGAGCUACAGUCGGCCCAGAGCCUGGUGCAGGAGAAGGAGGCGGCCUUGAGCCGGGAGCAAGAGCGGAGCAGCCGUGAGAUUGAAGAACUGCAGGGGAAGCUGGCAGAGAAGGAUGCCCAGCACCAGGGCCUGCAGCAGAGACUCCUGGACGAGCAGCUGUCCGUGCUCCAGGGCGCUGUGACAGAGGCCGAGAACACCCUGCGGGAUGCUGUGAACAAGCUGGAUGACCCCCUGCACCUGCGCUGUACCAGCUCUCCAGAUUACCUGGUGAGCCGGGCCCAGGCUGCCCUGGAUGCCGUGAGUGCCCUGGAGAAGGGGCAGAUGAAGUACGCGGCCUCCAUGACCGGUGAGUGCCGGUGAGACGGCCGUGUUCUCGGGCUCUGGGACGCUCACUUCGGGGGUGACACCGAUUAGUCAGCAAACAUUUAUUAAGCACCUGCUGUGUACGCACAGCCCCUGUGCCAAGUACUGGGAAUGGCACAAGAGGCAAAAGAGUCCUCAUUCUCGAGGAGCUUCCAGUCUCAUAAAGACCAGUGUACGGGCUGAGGGGCGCCAGGAGGCCUUGAGCAGGGGGAGGGGGCCACUGAUCAAUAAGCGUUUUUUAAGUGCCCGCCAAGCCUGGAGUAUCGGGUUUUGCGCUGGAGAUACAAAAACAGAAGCAAAACAGUCCCUGCCGUCCCGUGUACCUGCUCUGGGACGUCCGAAAGACAGAGUGAUGCUGAGUCAUCUUGGGGAGGGAGGGAGCAUUUCUAUAGUGUCUGCUCUCAGCCAAGCCCUGUGCAAAUAUUAUCUCAAAAACAUAUAUCUGGAGGGACCAGAAGAGGACCUUCUGCACAAGGCACUGUCCUAGGCACUGGGGGUACAAAGAGAAAAAUGAAACAGUUCCUGCCCUCAAAGGGCUUACAUUCUCCCAGACCUCCAAAGGGACUUUCAGAUCUCUGUUCUCUUCCUAACCCCAGAGACCUAAAAUUACAGGUUCCCUUGGGGGGAGGGAAAUAAAGGCCCCAAAUAUCUCCAUCCCUCUAACUCCUUCCAGAAAUGUCCAGGCCAGCUAUCUGGGCUAGAGGGGAAAAGCAAACAAAUUCUACUUUGGGAACUUUAUCUUACCCCUUCACUUCUCUGUCUGCCUCUGUCUCUCUCUUCUACUUUUUCUUCUCCCCUCUCUGUCUCUCUCUGUC